Molecule: messenger RNA, 810 nt
Organism: Hyaloperonospora brassicae
Lineage: Eukaryota; Oomycota; Peronosporomycetes; Peronosporales; Peronosporaceae
Source: the annotation of a GenBank genome assembly
AUGAUCGAUGGCGACAUUGUCUUGGCCGUGCGGUUUUGGAUCUUGUGCAGUACGCUGUUGAUGGUCUACAUGCCGUCACGUUUCGUGCGCAAGAUCUACCGCGAUAAAGCCGUCGGGUCGGCGUCGCUCGUUCCCAUUUUCCUAGUGCUUGCCAACUCGCACGUGUGGAUGAUGUAUGCGUACUUGGGUCGAACGUGGUUCCCCAACUUCCCCGUCUUCCUCUUCGGCGACAUUGUCACAGUAUGCUACCUCUACAUCUACUGGCGGUACUCGGACGACCGAGACCACGUGGCCCACACCAUUAGCAUCAUGUUUGCCUGGCUCACGGUACCCACGUUCUACGUGGUCGUCGGCAGCCUGGGCCUGACGGACCAGACACGAGCUCAGGUCUGGAAAACCCACGGAUUGUGCUUCUGCGGUGUGACUGUCGUCAUGAGCCACAUGCUGAUGCUCAAGAAAAUCGUCUAUGCAAUACAGCGUCGGUCUGCGGCGUUCAUCGUGCCACGGUCUCUUGUUGUGACGACUUUCAACACGUUUGCCUGGUUCACGUACGGUCGAGUGACUUCAAACUGGAUUAUUGCCGGACCUCAAGUGUUUGUCAUCGCGCUCCACGUAGCUGCAUGGACAAUCUACGUCGCUUUUGCGCGCCCGGCCAGUCCGGACCUGCCCAUUCGCGCGAUGGAGGAGGGCACAGUGACGUCUGUUGUCGUGCUUUCACCCCAGAUUGAUGUCGAUGCCUACGGUGGUACGAAGGAAGCGCGAACAUCUGGCAGUAUAGAAUACUGCUCCCUGCGGUCCCCCUCGACUUGA